Molecule: messenger RNA, 1246 nt
Organism: Cicer arietinum (chickpea)
Lineage: Eukaryota; Viridiplantae; Streptophyta; Magnoliopsida; Fabales; Fabaceae
Source: RefSeq, a predicted model, not a curated record
CAAUAACCACUACCAUAUCACCAAAAAAACAUUCAAUAUUUCUAAUUCAUAUUCUCUCUCUUAUUCCAACUUAAGUUUUUCAACAACUACCACUAUGCCACAGCUGGAUUUUGAAACGCUAGUUUCCGCGCUCUCCGGUGUUUCCACCGACCGGAAAAUAGCAUGCGAACCAACCGAAGAAUCGGAGGUUCAUCAUCAUCCCGACUCGCCGCCGGAAUCAUUUUGGCUCUCCAACGAUGCAGAGUACGACUGGUGGGACAGAAACGCAAUCUACGAACGAAACGAAUCAACCAAAGGAAGCUCAAUUUCCACAAACCUAAACCCUAAUUCAGCUUCCAAUUCUCAACGAUUCUCUAAGAACGUGAAAAAGUCCAAAGCCACAAUGAUCGGUUUGCCAAAAUCACAAAAAACUUCGUUUGCUGAAGCAAAGUGCUGCCGCCGUAAUCACCGGCAGGGAAACGCUAGGUUGUUUCCGAAACGGAGUGCGUCAAUCGGAGGAAAAUCCGAUUGCGGCGUGAUCGAACCUUCGUCUCCGAAGGUUUCUUGCAUAGGUAGAGUGAGAUCGAAGCGUGACCGGAAUCGUAGGUUGAGAACUCGUCAGAGAUCGAUCUCCUCCACAACCUCCGGCUUCUCCGCCGCCGUCGUUAGACAAAAAUCUAUCCGUAGUCAAAGAAAGAAAACCGGUUUCUUUGAAAGCGUUCGCGCGAUUUUCCGAAGCCACCGGAGAGGAAAAUCGGUUCAAAACACCGAACUUCCACGGGAUUCUUCGUCGACGAAGAAGAGGAGCAAUGGGAGAAAAGAGCGGGGUGAAAGUACGGCGAGUCGAAGCGAAUCGGUUUACAGUGAACCGGCCGGUUUGGGUUCAAUGAACCGGUUCGUGUCUGGGAGGCGGUCCGAGUCAUGGGGAGUAGGUGAGUCUGAAAUCAAAUAAUGCCAAUAGGAUUUGUUUUCAUGCCGUGUGAAACCAGUUGAUGACACGUGUGGGGCCCGAAUUUUGAAUAGUUGUUAGAAGGAUGAUGACGUGGCGCGUAGAAUAACUGUUUUGUAACUACUGUAUCUCACUACUCUACUAUAUUACUUGCUUGUAUUGGGUAGAUAAAUGUAGUAGUCUUGAAGCGUGUUUGAAUUUGCUAUUUUUGGUUUUGAACUUAUCUGUUGUAACUUGACGGCAUCGCUUUUGUAAAUAUGGUAAAAGUUUUAUUUGGUGCAUUUAAUAUGUUUUUAAUAUCAAAUUAAUGGUUAAUAA